Molecule: messenger RNA, 798 nt
Organism: Mycosarcoma maydis (corn smut)
Lineage: Eukaryota; Fungi; Basidiomycota; Ustilaginomycetes; Ustilaginales
Exons: 1
Coding region: 1-798 (265 amino acids)
Biological process (GO): vesicle fusion; endoplasmic reticulum to Golgi vesicle-mediated transport
Cellular component (GO): Golgi apparatus; ER to Golgi transport vesicle membrane; endoplasmic reticulum membrane
Molecular function (GO): SNARE binding; SNAP receptor activity
Source: RefSeq, a predicted model, not a curated record
AUGAACUCGCUCUACAAUCAAGCAUUGCGGCAGUUUUCGUCGAUCCAGUCUGACAUUUCGCGCAUCGAUUCGGAAGGCGAUGUUGGCUCGUCGACCGCGUUCGGACCGGUCACUGUCUCGCUCUCUUCACUGGAACGGACGAUUGACGAGUACGAAAAUCUGGCCAAAAAGGAACUCAUCCAAUCCAAGCAGGACAAGGCGCUGAAUCGAGUGGCGAAAUUUCGUACCGACUAUGCCGAGCUUUCAUCGCAACUUGCGCGGCUGAAAACCAAAGGUUCGCUCUGCAACGGCUCCAACGUGUCUAACGGAGCAUCGUCAUCAACGCUUCGAUCGCCCACCAGUAUUGGCACGUUUGCUCAGAACGCCAAUCGACGCGUUUCAGCCAUCGCCGAAUCACCGUUCAGCUUGCAUGCGCGAAAUCCCGUCUCUUCCGCUCCCUCCGACCCGUUAGCAGCGUACAAAAUGAAUCCGUCCGCCGCCGCCAUGUUUGGCACCGACACAUCGUUUUCAGCACGAGAAUCACAUGCGUUAAGAGAACACUCGUUCAUCCAGCAAACCGAAGCGCAGCUAGACGUCUUCAUCGCCCAGGGCCGAGAAGUCUUCGGAAACCUCGUCGAACAAAGGGGCAUCCUAAAAGCCACUCAACGAAGACUCAGAGACGCCGCAAAUACCUUGGGCCUCAGCAGAAGCGUCAUUGGUUACAUCGAAAGGAGAAGUACUCAAGACAACAUCAUCUUUGCACUAGGCGCCCUCUUCACUUUGGUUUGCUUCUGGUACAUCUACAAGUGGUUCGGUUGA